Messenger RNA from Trichoderma asperellum CBS 433.97, 738 nucleotides. RefSeq lists its product as uncharacterized. The record is from RefSeq and is a predicted model, not a curated record. Gene Ontology annotation, cellular component: endoplasmic reticulum. Gene Ontology annotation, biological process: peptidyl-proline hydroxylation to 4-hydroxy-L-proline. Gene Ontology annotation, molecular function: L-ascorbic acid binding; iron ion binding; procollagen-proline 4-dioxygenase activity. NCBI's taxonomy places the organism in Eukaryota, Fungi, Ascomycota, Sordariomycetes, Hypocreales, Hypocreaceae.
AUGGGAAUUGCCUCUGUCGGGGAUGAUGCGGCGCAGAAAAAGCUGAAUGGCUACGAAUGCACGCACCCGCCGUAUAAAAGCCACCUUUUGAGUAAAUCGCCAUUGGUUAUUUACAUGGAGAAUUUCAUUACCGAUGCGGAGAGACUCCAUUUACAAGAGCUCGCCCAAGGCCAGUUUAAACACUCUGCGGUCCUCAAGAGUGGAAACUCAGCCAUUCACUCUGUCCGCACUUCACAGUCAACCACCGUCGACAGAGAUGCCGUGGUGCGAUGCAUAGAGGCUCGGGCUCUCGAUUUCCAGGGCUUUGAUGUGCCGGAAUCACACCUUGAGCCCAUCCAGCUCGUCAAAUACGCAGUCACCGAGCGUUACCAUUUCCACACAGACUGGUUCACAAAUCCAGCUCACGCGACAGCGUCCCAGGGUGGCAACCGCAUCAGUUCAUUCUUUGGAUAUGUCAAAGCAGACAACGUGACGGGCGGAGGGACCAAUUUCCCGAUUCUGGAUGCACCGCGGGAUGAAAGAUGGUGCAAGUUUAUUGACUGCGAUGAAGAAUACGAUUCGGGCGUCACUUUCAGACCCAUUGAGGGGAAUGUGGUUUACUGGGAGAACUUGUUGACGGAUGGGAGGGGAGACCAGAGGACGUUGCAUGCGGGACUACCGGUGGUGAGCGGAGAGAAGAUUGGGAUGAAUAUAUGGACGAGACAGAUGCCGUUACCUGCAGAUGUCCGCGGGAAUUAA